UGUGCGGUUGCAACGGCUGGCAAAGUUCCAGAGUUCCGGUCAGUUUCCUUGUGAAGUUCGUACGUUAGAGUGAGAGAUGGGCACACGCUGCCGGCAGCGAAGUGCGAAACAGAAGCAAUAAAGCAAACCAGGAAAAUUAAAACACACGGAGUGUGAAAAACGGUGAAAAGUGAGUUUUUCCUCCGUUUGGGCUCGCAUCUGUAUCUAGUAGCUAGUAGUCGGCACGAUACGGCGGCGUGAAACGUACAGUCGGAACGAAGUGCUGCAUAGUUGUCGGGUUUUUAUUACCGUCGUCGUCGUCGUGUUAUUUGCACUAGGUGAAAAUACAAACAAAUAACAUAUUUUGAAUACUUUGCGCCACCGACCGAGCCGCUGACAUAUUUGUAGAGAAGGGGCCACCGACAGCGACAAUCAUCAGCCGCAGGAGAUCCAGGUUUCACUUUUCCGGAUUAAAGAACGAAAUUGGCGCGCAGCUGUUAGAAGAUUGAGCAUACCAGUCAAUAGAUAGAAAGAAGCGUGCGGCGUGAUAAUGUGUGCCGACCGAAAAGUGAAAAGUCCCCAAAUGUGUGGUGUCCACUUCUGGGGUUUAGUGGUUAUCCUCACGUUGUCCAGCUUUGCGGUCGGGGCUUACGGGGGAUCCUGCCGGGAGGCGUCCCUCUGCUGCAACGGGCGCGAUUCGUCCUGUGUGGUACAAAAAGCACCACUGAAUGCGAUUAUCGAGGAUUUAAAUGAUAAGCCCUGUUACUGUGAUCACGCCUGUUUGCGGCUCGGCGACUGCUGCGAGGACUUCAAGUCCCACUGUGGGGUGAUCGAUUGCGUCGUGAGCGAGUGGGGCCCGUGGAGUGAGUGCGACACCGCCUGCGGAACGGGCAUGAUGUCACGGACCAGGAUAAUUGAACAGAAACCGCAAAACGGCGGCAAACACUGUCCAUCGUUGGUGCAGAAACGCGGCUGCCAAGGACUCAAGUGCCACAACCAUCACGAUCGGAAGGUGCUGCGAGAAACUGCACUCUUGCUGCCAGCGGAUCUUUCCAAGAGCAGACACGAGAACGACACCAGUGACAUCCGCCGCAACUUGAGACUGCGAUACAAGAACGCAUUCAAACACAACCGAGGAAACGAGUACUGCAUAGAGUUCGAAGUAAUUAAAGCAACCAAGGCCUGCCACCGGGACAAAACCUACAGCGCCCUGGCCGAGGGAGACCGCGUAGUUGUGCGCUGCGAGCUGGAGGCCCUGCACGAGGACAAGUCGAUGAUGGGGGACACGGUGGCGGAGAUCUCGAACAACUCAAUCCAGGACGACGAAGCGGAUGAGCGCCAGCAACAGCAGGAACGUAAACCGAAAUUCCGAUGUCGCGGGGAGGGACUGACCGGACGCAGCACGCGGUUCUCCAGCUUGGCUCUGCCGUCCUGCCGGGGCAAGUGGAUGCGCGUGACGACCAAGCAGCUGAAAAAAUGCUCCACCAUCGUGGCACAGUUCAUUUUCGUCUAGAUGCGACUGCCGCCUCGGAACGAGGUGCGACCAGAGCCACGACGAGAUAAUGGAAUGGGUGGCGAAUCCUUUCGAGAAGAGCAAAAAACGCGACACCGUGUGAAAGUGACACCAUAAAUGUGUGUAUCAUUGACAAUAUUCAACUAUUGGGAGGGACAGUUUGUAGAAAGGGGAGAAGCUCGUGGAACUCAAUAAAGUCACUCGGUAUAAUGAAAACUGUUGAAAGUGGUGGAAAAAAAACUAAGAAGACUAACGACGGGGAGACAACCUUGGCAUGCAGAGAGAAAAACUAUGUCACACGAUAUGAGCACGAAAAGGACGACGGGAACUUGUUAGUUCUAGGACAGGUGGCAGUGACAUUUACUGUCACAAGUUUUUAAAUCUUAUCUUGAUAGAGAAGAAGAGAAUGGGAACCUUAUCGAGAGAUUUUAUAUUCUAAGACAUAGAUAAGUAGUUAAAUCUAGGGGAAAACAGGACAAACCGAACUCGACUAAGUUGGCUGAAAUUAUAUCAAUCACUAUUUAUUCGUCACAUGACACUAAUUAAACGAAAUGAACGGCAAAGUACUCGAAUUAUUAAUAAUUUUAAAACAUCUAAUUGUGGAAUACUCUUCAGUCACUUACUUUUUCAUUUAGGCAAUCUUUCUUUCAUCGUUUAAUAUGAGGUCACAUCAAGUUUUUCUUUUGAAAUCCCCUAAAAGCAAGAACGUUUCAUCUUAUCUUUCAUUUCCAUAAAUAAAUUCCUCAAAUCAAUACAAGUUACAUUAUAUAUUAGUGCCAUAUCGGAAGUAUCACAUAUUAAUCCAUUAUGCAGCAAUAAUUACCUUUAGAGUGCAUCAAUCAUCGCUUCAGUCUUGUAAAGAUGGAACAUGAAAAAACCAGUUACAGCUAGGGGGAUCCAGUUCUUAAUGAUAGGUUUAAUCUUGUGGUUCAGUUGAAAAGUGUAAAAUAAUGUUCAAUACAGAAUUCUAAACCAA
This is a messenger RNA of Aedes albopictus (Asian tiger mosquito), 2468 nucleotides long. RefSeq names its product somatomedin-B and thrombospondin type-1 domain-containing protein. The record is from RefSeq and is a predicted model, not a curated record. NCBI's taxonomy places the organism in Eukaryota, Metazoa, Arthropoda, Insecta, Diptera, Culicidae. Bases 530 to 1492 code for a protein of 320 amino acids. The transcript is spliced from 7 exons.